This is a messenger RNA of Aspergillus saccharolyticus JOP 1030-1, 2951 nucleotides long. RefSeq names its product mitochondrial elongation factor MEF2. The record is from RefSeq and is a predicted model, not a curated record. Gene Ontology annotation, biological process: ribosome disassembly; mitochondrial translation. Lineage: Eukaryota; Fungi; Ascomycota; Eurotiomycetes; Eurotiales; Aspergillaceae. Bases 135 to 2951 code for a protein of 938 amino acids. Gene Ontology annotation, molecular function: GTP binding; GTPase activity. Gene Ontology annotation, cellular component: mitochondrion. The transcript has a single exon.
AUCUCUGCAUCAGUGUUCUUCGACCAUUGUCGCUACAGUGAAUUUUUUACUGCUUGUUCAUCCUGCAAGACAUGUUAGACAGUCUAUAACUCCUACCAAGUUGACAAGUGCGUCGUGGGCAACCACCGACCCUGAUGGUUGCAGCCCUUCUGUUGCGCGCCUCUCAUCCGGCGGCGCGGCCAAUUGCUUCACACCAGGGCCAAGCAGUGAUUAAUCGCUUGGGCAGCCAUGCUAGCCAGUGUACAAGGAAACUACAAUUCCCCCAUCUGCAAAAGUUUUCAAGCGCUGCAUUUUGCGGACAAGAGGCUUCGCUUGACCGGACAAGGAAUAUUGGUAUCAUUGCCCACAUCGAUGCAGGCAAAACCACUACCACAGAGCGCAUGCUCUACUACAGUGGCUUCACUAGAAGAAUUGGAGACGUAGAUGAGGGCUCCACGGUGACAGACUUUCUCCCCGCGGAGCGAGCGCGUGGAAUCACCAUUCAGUCUGCAGCUAUCACUUUCCAUUGGCCACCGCAAACAGCUGCUGAGGCGAGUCAGCCAGAUUCACAGGCCCCCCGCUCGGCUCACUCACACACGGUAAAUCUGAUUGAUACGCCCGGACACGCCGAUUUCACAUUCGAGGUCUUGCGGUCUUUGCGCAUUCUGGACGGCGCAGUGUGCAUCUUGGACGGUGUGGCCGGUGUUGAGGCUCAAACCGAGCAAGUCUGGCAUCAAGCCAGCACCUAUCGCAUUCCCAGAAUUGUCUACAUCAACAAAUUAGAUCGAGACGGAGCGGCAUUCGGCCGGACUGUGCGGGAAGUUGCAUCGCGGCUGGCAGGCUGGCCAGCUGUCUGUCAGAUUCCGUGGUUCGAAGGAGGGGACGGUCGUUUUGUGGGUGUUGCUGAUGUGAUCCAUCUUCAGGGCCUCCGGUGGGAGGAUGGCGACGGCAAAUCAGUGAAGAUGCUUAACCUGCAGCAGCUGGAGGCCGAGGAGAGUCGGCUGGCUCAGGAGCUCAAAAGGGCCCGGAUUGCUCUGGUCGAGUUGCUGAGCGAGUACGACGAGGAUAUGGUCGAGAAAUUUUUCGACUACGACGAGGAUCACCUUGCCGUCCCUGCCAACGGCAUUCUGCAAAGCUUGCGUCGGUGUUUGCUCGAGGAGCAGGGCAGAAAGAUCAUUCCCGUCUUCGCCGGUGCCAGUUUCCGCAAUGUAGGGGUACAACCUCUGCUCGACGCCGUGGUCAACCUCCUGCCCAGUCCCGUCGAGACUCCUGAUCCCGAGGUCAGCAUCGGCGGCGUCACCGGCGGUCUCCGGCGCCUACUGUCCGGCGACCUCAUUGUCGAACAAAAGGCAGUUGCCGCCUCGGCCAAGGGUCAGGCAAAGAAGAAGAAGGCAGUUGCGCAGGCCGAAUCUCAAAACGCCAUUGAGACUCUCCAAGGCUGUGCCCUAGCCUUUAAGGUGGUCAACGACGCCAAACGCGGGGUGCUGGUCUACGUGCGCGUCUACUCGGGCAGACUCGACCGGAGCUGCGCGCUCUACAACACCAACCUGAAGGUCACCGAGCGGGCUCCGCGUCUCCUGAAGAUGUACGCCAAUGACGCCGUGGAAGUCGACUCCAUCCCUGAAGGUCACAUCGGUGUCGUUGUGGGGCUCAAACAUGCCCGCACCGGCGACACGCUGGUCUCCUACGCCACCAACAGACCGACACCCCCUGAACCGCUCGACACUCUCCAGCUCCGCCCCAUCAAGGUUCCUCCCCCGGUCUUCUUCGCCAGCGUAGAGCCACACAGUCUCAGCGAGGAGAAGAAGCUCCACGAGUCCCUCGCCAUGCUCCUGCGUGAAGACCCCAGUCUCCAAGUCACGGUCGACGAGGAGAGCGGCCAGACGCUCCUCAGCGGAAUGGGCGAGCUGCAUCUCGAGAUCGCGCGGGACCGGCUCAUCAACGAACUCAAAGCCAAAGCCACAGUCGGCCGCAUCGAGAUCGGCUACCGCGAGUGCCCGGGCAGCAGCUCCGAACCAGUAACCAAGAUCUUCGACAAAGAAGUCGCCGGCCGCAAGGGCAAGGCCGGAUGCACAGCGUCCGUCUCCCCCUUCGACCCCGACACGGACGAGCCUCCCGUCACCGACCAGGACACCUUCCUCGUGGAGAACGAGAACGGCAACCAGAUCAUCAUCCAGGCACCCGGGCUGGAAAUCACGCGGAACCGCAAGGGCAUCGAGGAGAGCCCGAUCCUCCCCUCUGGCUUGGACAUCGCCACCCUGCGCACCUCGCUGCUCAACGGCUGCGCCGCCGCCCUGGCCCGCGGGCCCCAAUUCUCCUUCCCCAUGCACCACACGCGCGUCCACCUCACCCUCGACGCAACCUCCCACCUCUUCGGCACCGACAGCACCCCAUCCGCCGUCUCCUCAGCCGCCCGCCUCGCCACCACCACCGCCCUCCGCUCCCUGGUAUCCAGCGGCGGCAGCAGCAGCAGCAGCAGCAGCGGGACCUCCCUAAUGGAACCCGUCAUGAACGUGAUCAUCAGCAUCGACGAAGCCAGCCUCGGUGCGGUCGUGCACGACAUCUCCUCAGCCCGGGGCGGCCACAUCGUCUCCCUCGACGAGGACCUCCCGAUCACAUCCACCGACGCCUCGCCGACCUCGACCUCCACUUCCACCCCGACAACCCCCUACGAAGACCUGCCCACGAUCGACGCAAGCAAAGUCUACGCGCCCCCGGACCCCUUCGAAAGCCCCUCCAUCGCCCUCGGCGCCACCUCCCUCUCCGCCGCUGGCGCCUCCCUCCCGGACACCGCCAAUCGCCCGCGCACCAUCGCCGCCAAGGUGCCCCUCAAGGAGAUGGUGGGCUACCUGAAACACCUCCGCAGUCUGAGUGCCGGCCGCGGCACCUUCGUGAUGAGCGUCGAUCGGUUCGAGAAGAUGAGUGCCCCGCGCCAGAAGGCCGUGCUGGCCGAGAUGAGUGGUGGGUACUAA